Chara braunii is the source of this 1092-nucleotide messenger RNA. Lineage: Eukaryota; Viridiplantae; Streptophyta; Charophyceae; Charales; Characeae. The record is from the annotation of a GenBank genome assembly.
CGGAAGCAAUGAAGAAGACAAUAGAGGUGAGGGAAGUAGAAUGGGACUCAGGCGAAGAGAAUUGAGGCGAAGAAUGCCAAGGAGGACGACAAGAAGGAAAAGCAAGCGGCUACAACCAGGGAGGAUGAAAUGAAGCGAUGGAUGACAACUACAUUCGGUAGCUCCUUGCGCGUCCUAACGGAGAAGAUAGAUAAGGUGGAGGAUAAAGCGAAGAUGACGGAAGCCGAGCGGGAUGAAUUGCGAAAACUGCGAGCGGAGAAGGAGCUGCGGGAGCUGAAGGAGGGAAUGAGCUCGGAAAAACGGAAGAGGGUUGGGGCGACACCAGGCGUCUCGCCACGAGCCGGGCGGGUAAAAACGAAGUCUGAAGUCAAAGCGCGAAAUCGGCCACAGAAUGGGGUGCUCGUCUUGUCCGAUGACGAUGAGGCUGAUACCUGCAAGCGUGGAGGAAAUUUGAAGAAGAAAUUUGAUGAAGCAGACUCUUCUUCCACGUCGACAUCCAUUCAGACGAAGAUGGGGGAGAUUAAGGAUCUUCUGAAGAGUCUCGUGGAAGCACUGCCAAAGCUGGUCAGGGCUCAAGAUCAUAGGAAGGUUGCCGUGACUGAAGAGGAGGAAGAGCAAGAUAACGAGAAGAUGGAGACAGAACAAACGGGGGAAGAGGAAGAGGAAACGUUGGAGGAGAAGGAUGAACUAGGCCUAGUGGCCUAUAUGAAGAACGGAGUCGAGAGCUAUGAAACUAUGCACCACACGCAUAUUCGUGCUCUCUGUGGUGAAAAAGGGAUACCGUACAUUAGAACAAAUAUGGGAGUGAUGGAACUAGCUAGAUUGGACUUAGAGGAAUAUAUGAAGUCCCUACGGGAAAUGGAUGAAAAUGGAGUGACGGUCUCAGAACCUGGAGAAGAAAACGAGAAACAGGAAGAGGUGAAGAAUGUUCAGGAAAAUUAGGUGCCCAUUCGAAGCGGGCAAUGUUGAGGUUGUUCACAAAGGUAAGACUGGGCGAGAUCGACGGGAUCAAGAACCUUCUGUUUAACUCAAAAAACGCUCCGAUACAGUGUGGCUUUGAUAGUGCGCAGAAAAUGAACAGAGCCUGCAAUG